UAGGGCACUACUACCUGUGUUGGUUGCGGAUACAUUUGACGAGCUGGACAAACGUACCAGCAGGAGCCGCUGGAGUGACCGAUUUCGAUUGAGUUUAUGUGAAAAUUUUGGCAAUUAUUCUUAGCUCCUAUGCAGUUUCUUUGAAAGCGACAUACAAGUGCACCUAAAUAAGUGAAUUAUGCGAGUGUUGUUGGUAUUGGGAAUUCUAGGACGAAAAUGUCGAAAACGAACAUGAAGGAAUGGACGAGAAAGUUGACCGAAACGUUGACAUUAUUUCGACGUAGCUUAAUUUUACAAACCAAAGAGUUUUUUCAAAAUUCUACCUUACAUGGAGUGCGUUACAUAGCCGAAUCGGGACGUCCGGUGGGUGAAAAAUUUAUGUGGUUUUGCUUUACAACGAUUGGAGCUGUGACGGCUUUGGUGAUUAUUAUGAGUUUGUGGGAAAAGUUUCAGACUAAUCCCACCAUUACUGGGUUGGACACCGAUUUCCAUAAUCAAAAUGUUGUUUUUCCCACCACCGUCAUUUGUCCGGAAGUUCCCUUCGAUCAUGAAAAAGCUUACGACUGGGCGUACAAAACAUUAUCAAAUUAUGACCAUCCCACGGCCACAAUGAUUGCACCUUUUCUUGAAGUUUUAACAUCCCUAAAUUUCGAAAAUGUCAAUGAGGCGUACGCUCUAUCCCAAUCGAUACCAACAAAAGUGUUGGAGGAAAUGAAUUUGAGAGAAGCGGCAUUCAAGGUUCAAGUCAGUUGUGAAGAUACCUUAUCUGAGUGUAAAUAUCGCGAUGAGCCUAUACCCUGCUGUGAUCACUUCAGUACAGUUUAUACCGAGCAUGGGAUGUGCUUCGCCUUCAACAGUCGUUUCAUAUCAGAGGAGAAAGAAGAUGUUGGUGGCGCUGCACCGCACGACCUUUAUGAGACGGAUAAAAAAUGGGCUUUGUACUUCUUACCAAAUGGGACAGCAAAUGUUUAUAUUUUUUCAAAUGAAGAGUAUUUUGGUUGUGAUUUCAAUGCACAAAUCGAAUGGGAAGAUAAUCAGAGGGUGGAAGCGCGGAUCUCUAAGAAGCAAACCUAUACCACAGAUGAUGCCAGACAACUUACGAUCGGCCAACGCAAAUGCAUAUUUUAUGAUGAGGUCAAAUUGAAGUACUUUCCCGAAGGUUACACUUUCUCGUCCUGCAUGAAAGAAUGCCGCAUGAAACGAGCCAUCAAAUUCUGUAAAUGCAAUCCGCCGUUUUAUAAGCCAAUACCGAAUGUUCCCAUGUGUGGUAUGUCGGAUUUGCAGUGUUUGGGAAAAAAUAAAGCUAACAUUACAAAUAUAAAGGAUUGCAUGCAGUGUGAGCUGAGUUGUUCGAAAACGGUUUUUAACAUUGAGAAAUUAAUUAAAAGCACCGAAAAUAGCGGCGAAACAGGUGUUUUAGUAGAAUUCCUUACUUGGCCUAUUAUACGAUAUAAACGCGAGGUACUUUUCGGUUGGGUCGAUCUAUUGGUAUCAUUUGGCGGCAUUGCCAGUUUAUUUCUGGGUUUCUCGCUGUUGUCUGGUGUGGAGAUUAUUUACUAUUUCACAUUGAGGGCUUGCUGCAUGGUCUACAAAGAUCGGCAAGAAUUGUAUGAAAUCGAAGAGGAAAUCAAACGUCGACCGCCACCUGCAAUCGAUCUUUCACUUCGUAUAAAGCGCUAUGUUUCGAACCCUUCAGAGCCCGUCACAAGCAAAGAUGAAAACCUAACCUGUAACAACUUGAAUAGCAAACAGUCCAACAAUUUGAGUGACCGUAAUAAAUUGAUUAUGAAUGUACAGCAGUACGGCAAGGAACUGAGCAGACGACGUAAAGCUGAUAAGGACUAUACCGGCUAUUCAAAAUCUUUCUAUAAGUCAACGAAGAUACAACCUGAUUACCCAGAUUCAAAGAGCGACUGGCAAUAUCUGCCUUAAAUUAGAAAAUGUAAGAAAAAUCAAAUGCAGUUGAUAUUACGAUAUCAAAAAACACAAAAAAAAAAACAUGGAAAACAUUGCGUUACUAAGCAAACUGAGCACAGAAAUACGCUUCAAGCACAGCUAAUUUUCAUAGAAAUAUUUAAUAAAAAAUGGUCAACAUAUUAAUUUGGACUUAAUAGCGAUAUUUAUUCUGCUUCUAAUGCUUGCAAUCAAUAAUUUUUCAAUAUAAA
Anastrepha ludens (Mexican fruit fly) is the source of this 2165-nucleotide messenger RNA. RefSeq names its product sodium channel protein Nach (gene ppk23). Bases 217 to 1932 code for a protein of 571 amino acids. Gene Ontology annotation, molecular function: ligand-gated sodium channel activity. The transcript has 12 exons. Gene Ontology annotation, biological process: sodium ion transmembrane transport. Gene Ontology annotation, cellular component: membrane. The record is from RefSeq and is a predicted model, not a curated record. Lineage: Eukaryota; Metazoa; Arthropoda; Insecta; Diptera; Tephritidae.